This is a messenger RNA of Alternaria ventricosa, 4062 nucleotides long. RefSeq lists its product as uncharacterized. The transcript is spliced from 7 exons. The record is from RefSeq and is a predicted model, not a curated record. Lineage: Eukaryota; Fungi; Ascomycota; Dothideomycetes; Pleosporales; Pleosporaceae. Gene Ontology annotation, biological process: carbohydrate metabolic process. Gene Ontology annotation, molecular function: chitin binding. Bases 1 to 4062 code for a protein of 1353 amino acids.
AUGGCACGCGUCAAGACAUCAGCGCGUCUUCUUGGGCUCGCCUUCUUUGCCCUGCAGGGCGCUCUGGCGGCUAAAGCUCCGGACAUCACCCACCAGUCCCCAGAGCAUGCGCCGCCCAUUCCCUAUCUCAACCUCAUGGCCUUGUUCACAAUGCCCCAGAAUGUCAGCCGCGUUUCAUCCGAAGAGUCAGAUCUCCUGCCCAACCUCUUUGACAAGAGACAACGCGAAGAGGAUGGGAACGGAGGCCUCUUGUGCAAAAAGGGUCCCUGUCCCGACGGAAGUUGCUGCGGCCCUGCGGGAGUAUGUGGUUACGGUGAGGAUUUCUGUGGCGUCGGCUGCAGCAGCAACUGUGAUGCCGUGGCCAUGUGCGGCGAAUUCUCCGACGGAGGAAACACAAAGUGCGGCAUGAACCUGUGUUGUAGUUGGGGUGGAUGGUGUGGAACAUCCGAAGUUCAUUGCAUCGGGCCAAACAAGUUCACACCGUGCCAGGAAGGGUUCGGCUCGUGCGAGAUCAUCCGACCAAAGACAUGCGGCGAGGGCUCUGGAACGACAAAGGGCCGGACCGUUGGGUAUUACCUGGCGUCCAACAGCAGAGACCGUCUCUGCAACCGCAUCUUUCCCAAGGAUAUCAAGGCCGCGGAUUACACCCAUCUCUUCUUCUCCUUUGCAUCCAUCGACCCCAAGACCUUUAAGAUCCGGCCCUGGGAUGACGCCGACAUUCCGCUGAUGAGGGAGUUCACGGCUCUCGAGACGAAUACCUGGAUCGCCGUCGGCGGCUACACAUUCAGCGACGUGGGCGACACACACACGACUUGGAGUGACGUGUGUUCCACCCCUCAGAACAGGGCCGCCUUCAUCCAAUCGUCGGCUGAGUUCAUGGCCAAGUACGGCUUCACGGGGAUCGACCUAGACUGGGAGUACCCUGUGGAGGCUAAGCGGGGAGGCUCCAAGGGAGACACUGAGAACUUCGUCAAGCUCGUCAAGGAGAUGAGAGCAGCCUACGGAACCAAGUACGGUAUCAGUUUGACUCUUGCGCCCGACUAUUGGUAUCUUCGGUACUUUGACGCAGAGGCCAUGCAGCCCUAUGUCGACUUUUUCGGCUUCAUGGCGUACGAUUUGCAUGGGUCCUGGGACUCUGACGUGCAAACUUUGGGAUCUCUGGUGCGCGGCCAGGCAGAUGUGCGAGAGAUUUAUAAUGUCACGACCGACUUUGUGAACACCUUGCCCCUCUGGUAUGCAAACCUGGAUCCGGCCAAGAUCAACUUUGGCCUUGCGUGGUACGGAAGAGGAUACACGCUGUCUGACGCCAGCUGCAACACGCUCGGAUGCCCGUUUGCAGGUCCCAGCAAGGCGGCCGAGUGCACCCACCAGGACGGCGUCAUGUCGCUCCUAGAGAUCAAGAAGCUCAUCAAGGAGAAGAACCUGACGCCGCGCCUCAACAGCGAGUCGAUGAUGAAAGAGCUCAUCUGGGACGACCAGUGGAUCGGCUACGACGACGAGGAGACACACGAGAUGAAGCGCAAGUUCGCCAACAACCUCUGCUUCGGCGGCACCAUGGCGUGGUCCGUCGACUUCAACUCGGGCACUGGCGACGGCGACAGCGCGCCCAUAUCCACGGACGGACGAUGCGGUCCCGCUGGCGGCGGCUUCAGGUGCGAGGGCAGCACGUUCGGCGACUGCUGUUCGUCGUUUGGAUAUUGCGGAAGCAGCGAGACGCACUGCGGCUCUGGCUGCGUGAGUGGAAAGUGUGUGGAGGGACAGGAGACGACGGACGGAACCUGCGGCGCGUCGGCGCACGGGGCCUUCUGCGGUCUGUGGCCCCAGGGGAGCUGUUGCUCGUCUUCUGGAUACUGCGGUGAUAGCGAGGGUCACUGCGGUGCGGGCUGCCAGAGCGGCGCCUGUCUGGAUGAGCCGGCCAGUGGCAAGGGCUCGGGGCCCAUCUACAUUGCGCCUGAGGUCUACGAGAGCCCGGACCCGGUCGCGCAGUGCUUCCCGCCGUGCACGCUAAUCAUGCCGCCGUGGUCCCUCGCCAAGCCGACGACCAUCUCCCGCCCCGCCACCACCGUCUCGUAUCUCGACACGUGGGACACGACCGUCGUGACGACCAGCACCGUCAUCUCGCUGCAACCCGUCACCACGACCCUGAUCGAAGUAUGGAAUGUGAUAUGGAUCGACGGCGACAACGAGGACGCCAAGACUCGCACUACCGUCGGCCUCACGUCGAGCGUCGACUUCCCGCCAGUUACGCUCACCAGGACCAGGACAGGACAGCCUCCCGUCACCUGGACAUACUCGCCCGGGCCUUGGCCUACCAUUGACUCGACCGACGACAACCCUUUCCCUCCGCCUCCUCCCCCUCCUGCGGGCCAGCCACCAUCUAUCACUGCCGUGAGGGGCCCGCCAAAGCCGACCUGCAAGCCUGGGCAAAAGUGCGGAAGCCUUUGCAAGCACAAUUGCGGCGGUGGAGACAAUGACAACAGUGGCGGCGGCGGUGGUGGUGGUGGUGGAGUUCGCGGGCGUCCUUGCAUUGGCAUCUGCGGCUGCAUUGGCCCCAUCUGCAACACCCCCAAUCGCAACUGCGUUGGCCCGGUCUGUCCACCCGGCAGUGGUGGUGGAGGAGGUGGCGGCGGCGGCGGCGGUGGUGGUGAUCCCAACGAUCCGGAUGAAGAAGAAGACGAGGAUGACGAGUGCACCACGAGAACAGUGACCGACCGCUGGGUCUCUUGUGACGCUCAGCGGACAACGGAGUGCACGACUUACUCUACCUCGCUUGUCAGCGAAUGCUCAGCAACAGGCAUAGCAACGACCACCAUAGGCGGAAGCUGCCCAAUACCUACCUAUGACUACGACCUGCAGGAUACACAUGAACAGGUCCCAGUCGAAUACAGCCUCACACAGGGAACAACCGUCUACAAUGGAAGGACUCGGACGACUUACGGGUGGACCUUCAACCCACCAGGCGGCACUAAACCAACCCGCGGGGGCAACGGCAACGGAGGACAGGGCACGCGUACCUCUGCCCAAUCCAGCGGAGGCAUCACUCCACGACCCACCAUUACCUCCACAGCAUACCAUCUCCCAGGCGCGCCCACCCUCGCGACAGUCGAACCGCCUUAUAGCGGCAGCGAGUGCAGCUCGUAUCUGCACACGACCAGGUGCAAUGCCGCUGGCGGCCUGCAGGCUUGCCUGACACAGGAUCUGUGCGUCCCGACCAGGCCCUGCUACUAUACAUACGCUGCAUCGGGCACCCCUUCGUGUUCGGGCGAGUACUCCAUCUGUCUGAGCACCACUAUCUUCACCAGAUGCGGCUUGAUAGGCGCCGUCGCUGCCCGGGCUGACGCGACUCCGGCUCCCUCCCCUAACCAUAACGUCAUCGGCGAUGCGACCGUCACAGCAGCACCAUCGGUUCCGACAUCUGAUCCCAGUCUCAAGCUCGAAGAAGACCAUGAUCGUCAUCAUGCUCAUCAGUCGGCCGAACCAGCUUAUCCUGGCCAUGGCCACGACGAGUCGGCUGAUAACGAACUGGUGGGUUCUGUCCCGGACGCCCCUCACAACCAGAGCAGCGCUGCGACGAACGAGUUGAGCCUCAUCUCCGCUCGACAAAACGCCGUCGGCUGUGGCGGCAGCAGCAAUGGUGGAUGCGACUACCUCCGCUUCUGCGCGUCGGGCAUGUGCGCCAAGGCAGAGAAGGUCCCUUGCCUCGAAGCGCGAAUUAAGGCUCAUAUGGGCAUCACUUCCGGUAUUGACCUUGAAGCCACGGUCACUGAAGACGGUGUCCUGAAAUGCAAAGCCACGCGGCAUUGCCCACUACUAUGGGACGACGACUGCGGCGGUGUCGACUCGUUCGACUGCGGCGACGGCAGCACCAUGGGUUUCAAGUACAACUACGUCUCGUACUACAGUAAGAAGUACGACCGCAACUAUCCCAUGUACCUCGAACUGUCCGUGGAUGCCAGGCUGGUUUAUUGCACACAAGACCUUCUCUUUAGGAAGAUUCCGUAUGUGUGUUGGGAGGAUGAGUAUAAGUGGAAGGAUGGGCCUUGUAGGGGUCUUGGUCUCUGA